AUGUCCUCCAAAACUUUCAACGUUGGUGUCGUCGGCUACGGCUUCAGUGCCAAAACUUUCCACAUUCCCUUCAUCCAGGACGUCGCGCAAUUCAAACUGUACGCUGUCGUUCAGCGAACUCCGAAGCCCGAUGACGACGCCGAGAAGGACCACCCUGGAAUCAAGUCCUACCGCAGCGCCGAAGAGCUUGUUCAGGAUGCGGGGGUCGACGUAGUCAUCAUCACCACCGCGCCGGAUUCACAUUUCUACCUGGCCAAGCUUGCGCUUGAGGCUGGGAAGCAUGUUGUCUGCGAGAAGCCAUUUACACCCACAUACAAGGAGGCCGAGGAGCUGGUCGCAAUCGCAAAGAAGGCGAACAAGGAUCUUGCCGUUUACCAGAACCGCCGCUGGGACGCCGACUUUGUCACCCUCAGCAAACUCGUCAAAACCGGCGCUCUCGGCCGCGUCGUCGAAUUCGAAACACACUUUGACCGCCACCGCCCGCAAGAGCCUGCCCCCUCCGUCUCAAAGUGGAAGAACAAGGUUGUCCCCGGCGGAAGCGCGAUUCACGAUCUCGGCUCCCACUUGCUCGACCAGGCCGUGUAUCUUCUCGGCAAGCCGGACCGUGUGACAGGAUUCGUGGGGUCACAGCGUGAAGUCAAUACAUCUGGAUACGAGGAUUCGUUUACGGUGCUCCUGCACUAUAAGAAUGGGCCGCUGGUUACGGCCAAGGCUGGUGUUGUGAGUGUCGAGGAGGAGCAGCUACGAUUCUGGGUUAGGGGUGAAAAGGGCACUUUCAAGAAGUUCCACCUCGACUGCCAGGAAGAUCAGCUCAAGGCUGGUGUGCGGCCCAGUGACAGUGGCUAUGGCCGCGAGCCACAGGAGCGAUAUGGCACCCUCACAACUAUUAAAGACGGCAAGCCCGUCCGCGAGGUUACUCCCACAGUUGAACCGCCAACGUGGUCUGAAUACUAUAGAAAGAUGGCCCGCGCUCUAUCCGGCGAGGGAGAGCUCCCUGCCAGCGGUGCGGAGGCAGCAGAGGUUAUCCGUCUGAUCGAGUUGGCGCAGGAGUCCUCCAAGCAGGGCAAGACGCUGGAUUUCUAA
Messenger RNA from Aspergillus calidoustus, 1083 nucleotides. The record is from the annotation of a GenBank genome assembly. NCBI's taxonomy places the organism in Eukaryota, Fungi, Ascomycota, Eurotiomycetes, Eurotiales, Aspergillaceae.